Messenger RNA from Suncus etruscus (white-toothed pygmy shrew), 1599 nucleotides. RefSeq names its product docking protein 2 (gene DOK2). The transcript is spliced from 5 exons. Bases 16 to 1269 code for a protein of 417 amino acids. Gene Ontology annotation, biological process: cell surface receptor protein tyrosine kinase signaling pathway; positive regulation of MAPK cascade. Gene Ontology annotation, cellular component: cytoplasm. The record is from RefSeq and is a predicted model, not a curated record. Lineage: Eukaryota; Metazoa; Chordata; Mammalia; Eulipotyphla; Soricidae.
CUGGAUGGUGGGAGGAUGGAAGAGGUGGCGGUGAUGCAAGGCUGCCUGUACCUUCAGCUGCAGCAGACUUUCGGUGGCAAGAAAUGGCGCCGGUUUGGGGCUGCGCUAUACGCAGAGUCUGGCUGCUCCCUGGCCAGACUGGAGCUGCAGGAGGGCCCGGAGAAACCACGCAGGGGGGAGGCCCCCCGCAGAAUCAUCCGCCUCAGUGACUGCCUGCGUGUGGCUGAGGCUGGUGGGGAGGCCAGCAGCCCCCGGGACACCAGCCCCUUCGUCUUGGAGACCAAGGAGCGCCUGUACCUGCUGGCGGCGCCUUCUGCAGAGCGAGGGGACUGGGUGCAGACCAUCUGCUUCCUGGCCUUCCCGGGCCAGAGGAAGGAGGUUCCGGGGCUGGAGGGGAAGGGCAGCCGGCCCUGCAUGGCGGAGAACGAGCUAUACGGCAGCCGGAACACAGUGGUUUCCCGUAAGGAGUUUGCUGUGACUGUGAGAGCCACAGAAGCCAGUGAGAGGUGCCGGCUCCGGGGGUGCUAUACCCUCCGGACUGGGGAGGGUGCCCUGGAGCUGUGGGGUGGGCCUGAGGCAGGCACCCAGCUGUACAACUGGCCCUACAGGUUCCUGCGGCGCUUUGGGCGUGACAAGGUCACCUUCUCCUUUGAGGCUGGCCGACGCUGUGAUUCUGGAGAAGGCACCUUUGAAUUUGAAACACGGCAAGUCAGUGAGAUCUUUCAGGCCCUGGACGAGGCCAUUGCUGCCCAGAAGAAUGCAGCCCCUGCCGGACCCCAAACCCAGCCUGCCACGGUCCCCAUUGUGGUCCCUGUGGCACCGUCCCAGCUGGAGAGUCCCUACUCCCGGCCCCAUGACUCAUUGCCACCCCCUUCGCCCACGGUUCCAGUGUCCACAGCCAGACCUCGGGGCCCUGAGGGGGAGUAUGCCGUGCCCUUUGAUGCUGUGGCUCGGAAUCUGAGCAAGAGCUUGAGGGGAAUCUUGGCAGCCCCUCCCCAGUACCCAGGCGACCCUCUGUAUGACAGCAUUGAGGAGCAGGAGCCCCCAAGACCCGAUCACAUAUAUGAUGAGCCCGAGGGAGUGGCGGCCCUGACUCUGUAUGACAGUCCCCAGGAGCCCCGAGGGGAGGCCUGGAGGAGGCAGGCCACCCCUGAUGGGGACCCGAGUGGCCUCCAGCAUGUCUUCUCAGCGGGACAGGAGCUCUGUGUUACUGACUGGUCACCAGGCACCGAGUAUGACAAUGUUGUGCUCAGGAAAGGGCCCAAGUGAAGGGUGGGGACAGACUGUCAGCUAAAUCAUUGGGACAAGUGACCUUGCUCCUCUGGCUACUGCAUCUCCCAAAUAGCUCCCUCCAGCUACUCUUCUAGUCAAAGGCAUUGUCCCUUCUAGAGCCAUGACAUGAGUCACCCUCCCAAAGCAGAAAAAGGGCCCAUCUAGUCCUUUCACACUUCCUCUUCUCCGCCCACACUCCGCAGCAGAGCCACAGGCAUUUAGGGCAGAGGACAAGGGACAAAACUACAUCAGCAACUUGUGGUUCCUUGGCUUGUGCCGGCACUCUCUGGGGAGUGUGGCUUCGUGGUGGCAUUAGAUAUUCCUGAA